AUGACAACAGCACAUCGGCCCACUUUCCAUCCUGCCCGCGGUGGCACGGGCAGGACUGAGGGAGAUCUUUCGAAGUUAUCUCAACAAUAUUCUUCGAAAGAUAUGCCUUCGCACACCAAGUUGAAAUAUCGACAAACGGGUCAAGGGACUGAGGAAGAGCUCAGAAGAAAAGAUCUGCGACGAGAGCUGGAAGAGAAAGAGAAGAUGGUUUCACGCGAACGGCGCAACCGUGAUUCUGGAGCUUCAGCUUCGAGC
Messenger RNA from Cylicostephanus goldi, 255 nucleotides. NCBI's taxonomy places the organism in Eukaryota, Metazoa, Nematoda, Chromadorea, Rhabditida, Strongylidae. The record is from the annotation of a GenBank genome assembly.